AAAAUAGAUUGGGUAAUUUAAUUGGAAUCAGCUCGAUCGGGUUUAUUGCGGACUGAAACAAAUUGCAGAACUGUCUCUGGAAGCUUCUCCGUGUUCGCUAAUGGUUCACUCAAUAUCCAGGAGUUGAGCCAAAUGAUGAUAGUAACAAUCCUGGAACAGAUGGAAGUUAUGGAACAGAUGUUGAGACUCCUAACAUUGGGCAAGAAGCUACUCCCACAUUCGGAACUCGCAAGAGAAAAUGGACAUCAGAUUGUUGGGACCAUUACAAUACUUUCGAUGGUGAUGAAUUCGCUGAUAAGAGGCCAAGAGCUUACUGUAAGUAUUGUAAUAAAGGACCGAUCUUUGCCGACUCAAUGUAUGGUACUACUAAUUUUAGACGUCACACUGAAUCUUGUCAAGCUCGUGAUAAUUGUGAUACGCGUCAAAUGCUCUUAGAUAAAAAAGCUAAGACUGUUUUGAAAUACAAUCCUAUUGAGUACAAACAAAAGGUUGCUUUGGCUAUCAUUAGGCAUGGAUAUAGUUACACUUUUGCUGAGCAUGAAGGGAAUAGGGAUAUCCAUACAUAUUUAAAUGAAAAUUGUAAACCAAUAUGUCGAAAUACAGCUAAGAAUUGGACUAUUAAAAUUCAUCAAAAGGAGAGAAUACAAUUAAAAAAGGCAUUACAUGUUAUCCCUGGAAAGAUUUGCUUGACAUCGGAUAUGUGGUCCUCAGUUGUUGGUCAAGGAUACCUUUCUCUAACUGCUCAUUACAUAGAUGAGAAUUGGAAGUUGCACAACAAGAUACUUAAUUUCUGUCAUGUUCCUCCUCCUCAUAAUGCUCAAGUGUUACAUGAUACUAUUCUUGAUAAUCUGAAAAAAUGGGGAAUACAUAAGAAAAUAUUUUCCAUUACUUCUUCAAUUGGUUAGACAUUGGACUUCUUCAGAAGCUAGGAAAAUGAAAUUUGCUGAAUGUGUUUUUGGAGUUAGUGUGGAUUGUUCUAGAAGUCUUUUAUUGGAUUGUCCAACGAGGUGGAAUUCUACAUUCAUGAUGAUUCAAAGGGCUUUGGUAUACAAAGUUGUUUUCUCUAGGUUAGGAAGAUCGGAUACAUCAACUUCUACUUUAAUUGAGGAAGAAUGGUCUAGACUUGCGAAAAUUUGUGAUCUACUUCACACCACCAUCAACAUAACACUUACACAAUCGCAUUUCGAAAAUUGCAACCAUGAACACUAGUAAAUCAGCCAUAUCAAAAGAAUAAAAAGUACCGCCAGAUUAUUAAAGCAAUGGAUUUCAUUUUGGGCUUUAAAUUAAUUAAGAAAAUUAGCAUGAAUCAAGUGAGUAAAGUAGAUAAUAAUAAUAAUUAUUAUAACAAUAAAAAUAAUGAUGAUAUAUAAAAAAAUAAUAAAAAAAAACUAAAACUAAUACAGUAACUGUAAUACCCAAAAUCAGAACAACAACCCAUUUUCCCAAUUCCCAUUUCUUUCUCGUCAGUCGUCACCUUCACCUUCACUUCACCCAUUGCUUUGCAGAAAACUAAUACCCAAUUCGGCAAUUCUCAAUCAGAAACCCAUUGCUUUGCAGAAAAUUCGAGACCAACACAACAAGGCAACAAGUCAACAAGUAAACAAAUGAAAUUGGUACUUCAAAUUACCUUCUUGAGGAGUGGGAGAUGAUGAAGAAAAAAAGAAUUGUCCAAGAGGUGAUGGCGAACAACCUUUUCGUGGGAACGGAGGGCGGCGGUGGCUACUACUUGAAGCUCGACGUCUCAUAGAUUUAGGGCUGAGGUCGCCUGAGGCUGAGGACGAAGAAGAAGCGGCUGGAGACUGGAGACUGGAACUGAAGAAGCUUCUGAGGAUGAAGAAGAACUGAAGAAGCGGUUGUUAGAUUAAGGGUUUUUAAGAAUUUAUCACGCUUGCUUUUUCUCUUUUAAGUUUUAACUUUUAAGGGUUGAAACCCGACGGGUCCAACCCGACCCGACCCGUUUUUGUCCCACUUUUUGCGGGUUUAAAAAAGCGGGUUAAACAGGUCACUUUUUUUAAAAAUUUGUUCAAAACCCGCUUUUUGCGGGUCGGGAUUUUUGGGUUUGGCGGGUCGGGUUCAUAAUUGACAGUUCUAAUAUUAAUAUAUUAUCAUUGACGUAAAUUAUUUUUUCAAAAAAGUGAAAGACCCGUUGGGUCAACCCGAACCCGACAACAUAGGGUCUUAAACAAGGUAGUCAAAACCCGAAAUCGUAAUUUUUUAAACCUGUUCAACCCGAACCCGAAAAUAUUUUUAUACAACCCGACCCGUCCGACCUGUUUGACAGGUCUAGCGACAGGUGAUAAUGAGAAUUAUGGCAGUGGGUUAGUUGUUAGGUCGGGUAGAAAUUCUAGAAAGAAUAAGGGGUCUAAUAAUAGUAACGGUGCUAGGUCGGAUACUUGUAAUAGUAGAGAUGAGUCUAGCAACACUAAGACCAUAAUAUGUUAUCACUGUCAGGAACCAGGACAUUUUAGGUCUAAAUGUCCAGAAUUAAAGAAUAAAUCUCAUGCCACAGUAGUCGAAAGUAAACAGAACAAGAGCUAUGAUUCGGAGGAAGAUUUAGCAUUGAUUAGUUGUGUUGAGUCUAGUGAUUUUGUUGAUAGCUGGAUUCUUGAUUCUGGUAGUUCGUUCCAUAUGAGUCCUCGUCGGGAUUGGUUUGAUACUUAUGAGUCUUUUUUUGGGGCUUCAGUUACGAUUGCUAACGGAACUCCAUGUGAAGUAGUAGGUAUUGGUUCCAUGAGACUUCGGACUAGUGAUGGGAGAAGGGUUACUUUGACUAAGGUGAGGCAUGUUCCUGCAUUGGAGAAGAACUUGAUAUCGCUUGGGACCUUAGAUGAUUUGGGCCUCAAGGGUGAGUUUAGCAAUGGGGAAGUAAGUUUCUUUAAGGGUUCGGAUUUAAUACUUAAGGGUGUCAAGGUGAAAUCCCUGUAUGUCUUUCAGGGUGUUACGCUGCUUAGUUCUGCAGUUAGUGCUUUUAAUUGUCACGAGGAGAUGACAAUUUAUGAUAGGCAUGGUCAUAUGGGUGAAAGUAGAGGGCUAGAAUUGUCCAUUGAGAAUUGUCUUACAAGUGUCAAGGAUGCCUACCUUGAGGAAGACAAGCAUUGUGUGUUUGGGUUUAAACACGGGUGUGAGCUUAGCAUUAAAGCUCAUGAUCACUUGUAUGGUAAGAUGGUUAGUUGGCUACAUUUGGAUAGUUCGUUUUGUGGAUUUGUUAUGUUCUGUGUUUUAGGUAUUUUGUGGCAUCAUACCUUUGGGAUAACACCACUGCAGAACGGUGUUACAGGAAUAGCAAAUUGGACCUUGUUAGGGAGAGUCUUAUGCAUGCUCUCUUGUACUUGGUUGUUGAGUAGAUACUGGAUUAGUUUGUUCGAUCGGGGUUUUCACACGGGAUUAGAGGUGCCCAGUAUGUGUGUGGGGUGGCUCAGUAGGGUAUCGUGCUAUCUCAUAUUUGAAGUCUUGUUAGGGCUUUGGUGUGUUGUUGUGUAUUUUGCAGCAGCUGGUUAUGGUGAUAGUGGUACCGAGUUUGAGGUGGAGUAUGAGGUUAACUCCUCAUCCAUUUUUGUUCGACCCCAGAUUGAUGAUGUUGAUGCUACCCCAGGUAUCUGUCUGACUGUGAUUUCUGGUGCUAUCUUUAUCUCUGUGGAUAGUUUAAAGGAGUCAGUACAGGGAACAUUCCGCCAAUUUAAAGGGUUUCAAGAAAAGCCUAUAUGUGUUCUCGAGAAGUCUAAUAGGUUGGCUGAAGGGAGUGUUGUUUUGGUUGCUAUAAGUGUGGUAGGUUAUGCAUAA
This is a messenger RNA of Amaranthus tricolor (Joseph's coat), 3780 nucleotides long. RefSeq lists its product as uncharacterized. Bases 2629 to 3780 code for a protein of 383 amino acids. The record is from RefSeq and is a predicted model, not a curated record. Lineage: Eukaryota; Viridiplantae; Streptophyta; Magnoliopsida; Caryophyllales; Amaranthaceae. The transcript is spliced from 2 exons.